Molecule: messenger RNA, 879 nt
Organism: Entrophospora candida
Lineage: Eukaryota; Fungi; Glomeromycota; Glomeromycetes; Entrophosporales; Entrophosporaceae
Source: the annotation of a GenBank genome assembly
AUGAAAUUAUUUUCAAAUAGCAUUAUUAUAAAAAAUUCGCUAAAAAAUUUAAAUAAUAAUUCGUUAAUUCAAUUUCGAAAGCUACAUAAUAAAUUAAAAGAAUGUUAUAUAGAAAACUUACAAGAUGACGAUAAAGGGAUUUCGAUUAUAAAUUUUGAUAGAUCAACUGCUAAAAAUGCAUUAUCCAGGAGAUUUGUAUCCGAACUUGGCGAAUCAAUUGAUGAAUUAAAACAAGAAAAGAAUUUACGAGUAGUUCUAUUAAGAAGUUUGGAACGUGUAGAGAUGUCAUCAAAUGACGUAAAAUCAUUUUUACAAAACCUUCGUUUUAUAUUUCGAGAGAUCGAAACACUUUCAGUUCCAACUAUUGCUGUUAUUGACGGUGUAGCAUUAGGAGGUGGAUUAGAAUUAGCUUUAUGUUGCGAUAUUAGAGUAGCAGAAACCAAACUUGCUAUAAUUCCAGGUGCUGGCGGGACUCAACGACUAAUAAGAACUAUUGGAAUUUCAAAAGCUAAAGAAUUAAUAUUCACUGGUAAAAUAUUAAAUGCUCAAGAUGCAUUAUCAUACGGAAUUGUAAAUCAUAUAGCAAAGCAGGGAUCAUCAUAUUCUAUUGCCAUGGGUUUAGCAAGGGAUAUGUUAUCAUGUGGCCCUAUUGCAAUUAAAAUGGCAAAAUUGGCUAUUGAUAAUGGUAUUCAAUGUGAUUUGGAAUCUGCAUUGGAUUUUGAACAUUCAUGUUAUGAACAAUUAAUUCCAACAGAAGAUCGAAUUGAAGGUAAAUCGAUUAAACAAAGAAACAAAUUUAUUAUUACUGGUAAUAAUAGAAUUUUUAUGAUUUUAUUUAGGAUUAAGAGCUUUCAAAGAAAAACGAAACCCUAUCUAUAA